Molecule: messenger RNA, 5957 nt
Organism: Scylla paramamosain (green mud crab)
Lineage: Eukaryota; Metazoa; Arthropoda; Malacostraca; Decapoda; Portunidae
Product: gastrula zinc finger protein XlCGF57.1-like
Exons: 6
Coding region: 1216-2739 (507 amino acids)
Biological process (GO): regulation of transcription by RNA polymerase II
Cellular component (GO): chromatin; PcG protein complex; transcription regulator complex
Molecular function (GO): RNA polymerase II cis-regulatory region sequence-specific DNA binding; DNA-binding transcription factor activity, RNA polymerase II-specific
Source: RefSeq, a predicted model, not a curated record
GUGGUGGGUUUUUUUUUUAAUGAUUCUUGGGUUUUUGCUGUUUAUUUUGUGUUGUGUCUGAUGUGUUUGUGUGACAGUGCUUUGGUUUUUCUUACAGAUUCAUUUGUUUAUUUGUUGCAAUGUGUUUUUAAUGAAUAGACAGGAGGUCCUACCCUGCAGUUUUACCAACAAGGGACAAAGAACAAAAGAAAAUUAAGAAGCAAUAAAAAAAAAAAAAAGAAAGUUUAGAGUGCCGUUAGAAAAGUAGAAAAACAAGGCAAGAUUCUCGCGGGCACCGGGCAGAGAGAGAGAGAGAAAGAGGAUUACUGUACACAAACAAUUCUCUGCUCUCACUUCUCUGCUCUCACUCCUAAGACAAGCAGGCACGUGCCCACACACUGCCACACUCCCUGCACGCCCACGUACGCCCACAGGCAGCAGACGAGCAGUAAGGAGAGGCUGAGAGAAAGAGAGGAAGGACCGCGUACUUUGCUGUGCUCCCAGCCCAAGGCAAGCAGGCACGUGCACACACUGCCACACUCCCUGCACGCCCACAGGCAGCAGACGAGCCGCAAGUGUACCUGGGAAACACCGUGCAGUGCGGUUGUGUGUGUGUCCUCUUUUCAUUUAAACACCAGGGAACGGGACCACAGAGGCACAGGAGGUCAAUUAAGCUGUUUUCAUGCAUAGAGAAGAAUAGAAAGAGGAGGAAAGAAGGAGAAAUGAAGAAGGAGGAAAAAGAAGAAGGAAGGGAAGGAGGAAGACGAGAAGGAAAAGAGGAAAUAUUAAGAAGACAAUAUUUUCACUGAAUUUCCAGCGUUUUAAAGGUGGGGACCAGAUACACCAGGGAACAGUACAGCAAGACAGUCGCACAGUCGUUCCUGGUGCGGCUGAUGCGUUUGAGCAUGUCCAGCGAUGCGGAGGUGCGGCUGACAGUGCAACACAUCCUGCACACACUGCUCCACCGGCACCACAAUGCUCACUACCUGCCCAAACCUACGCAGCAGACGAGCAGUAAGGAGAGGCUGAGAGAAAGAGAGGAAGGACCGCGUACUUUGCUGUGCUCCCAGCCCAAGGCAAGCAGGCACGUGCCCACACUGCCACACUCCCUGCACGCCCACAGGGCCACAGGCAGCAGACGAGCCGCAAGGUGCCAGUGACAGGACUCCCUCCGUGCAUCCCUCCUGCAGCCCCAGGCUUCCUGCAGGACCAGACGCAGCCAGGAGCAGCGUUGCAAUGGAGGGUGCAAGGCCAGGAAACAGCAGCAGCAGCAGCAGCAGCAGCAGCAGUGGCAGCAGGAACAGCCUGGAGCAGCGGGCGACCCUGGGCGUGAGGACCUACACUUGUGACCACUGCGGCAAAGUGUGCUCCACCAAGGCUGCCAUUGCCAGACACGUCCUCUCCCAUGCCAGCAAGACAAGGCUGAGAGGCAGGAGUGGCCCCGCUGAACACACUGCCACCCACACUGGUGGCAGGAACCACAAGUGUGACCUCUGCGGGAAGACAUUUGUCCGGAAGAGUCAUCUUGCCUCACACAUCCUCACCCACACUGGGGAGAGAAAGUUCCAGUGCCUGGAGUGUGGCAAAAGAUUUAUUGAGAAAAGUUCCCUUAAGAAACACAUCCUCACCCACACUGGGGAGAGAAAGUUCCAGUGCCUGGAGUGUGGCAAAAGAUUUAUUGAGAAAAGUUUCCUUAAGAAACACAUCCUCACCCACACUGGGGAGAGAAAGUUCCAGUGCCUGGAGUGUGGCAAAAGAUUUAUCCACAAAAGUUAUCUUAACACACACAUCCUCACCCACACUGGGGAGAGAAAGUUCCAGUGCCUGGAGUGUGGGAAAAGAUUUACCCAGAAAAGUAAUCUUAACAAACACAUCCUCACCCACACUGGGGAGAGAAAGUUCCAGUGCCUGGAGUGUGGCAAAAGAUUUACCCAGAAAAGUGAUCUUGACAGACACAUCCUCACCCACACUGGGGAGAGAAAGUUCCAGUGCCUGGAGUGUGGCAAAAGAUUUACCCACAAAAGUCAUCUUAACAGACACAUCCUCACCCACACUGGGGAGAAAAAGUUCCAGUGCCUGGAGUGUGGCAAAAGAUUUAUCCAGAAAGGUGAUCUUAACACACACAUCCUCACCCACACUGGGGAGAGAAAGUUCCAGUGCCUGGAGUGUGGCAAAAGAUUUAUCCACAAAAGUCAUCUUAACACACACAUCCUCACCCACACUGGGGAGAGAAAGUUCCAGUGCCUGGAGUGUGGGAAAAGAUUUACCCAGAAAAGUAAUCUUAACAAACACAUCCUCACCCACACUGGGGAGAGAAAGUUCCAGUGCCUGGAGUGUGGCAAAAGAUUUACCCAGAAAAGUGAUCUUGACAGACACAUCCUCACCCACACUGGGGAGAGAAAGUUCCAGUGCCUGGAGUGUGGCAAAAGAUUUACCCACAAAAGUAAUCUUAACAAACACAUCCUCACCCACACUGGGGAGAGAAAGUUCCAGUGCCUGGAGUGUGGGAAAAGAUUUACCCAGAAAAGUGAUCUUGACAGACACAUCCUCACCCACACUGGGGAGAGAAAGUUCCAGUGCCUGGAGUGUGGGAAAAGAUUUACCCACAAAAGUGAUCUUAACAGACACCUCCUCACCCACACUGGGGAGAGAAAGUUCCAGUGCCUGGAGUGUGGGAAAGGGUUUACCCACAAGGGUUCCCUUGACAGACACAUCCUCACCCACACUGGAAAGAAGAAGAGAAAACAGGCAAAAUCAUAGAUGUUGCAGUCCCCGGUGACUCCGGCCUCAGUAGAGCUGAAAGGCACAAAACUACAAAACAUCACGACCUAAAAAGUGACCAAGAACAACAUGGUCACCGACGGACACCGGUGUGACACCAGUGAGAGAAGCUGCAGCAGAGGAUCACCCAUCAAAGAGAAGAAAUCUGGCAGAUAACAAGCUUCCUGCAAGACCAAAACCACACAAGGAACCUCCUCAAGAAAACAGACAGAAUGACAGCAAGGCGCAGCGCAGGCAGCGGCCGGCCGGCCGGGCGGGAGACCGGCAGGGAGGGGCCGAGCCCCGGCCGAAGCCUUGGCACCACAGAUGAGGACAAAGACAAGAAAAUAAAGGCCAGAAAGAUGAAGAGGCAGCUUGCAGAAAAGCCAGGGGUGGUGUGCAGGCACGUGGCAAAGACCUCAACAGAAGUACAAGACCCGCCCGAGGAAGAAGUGGCCGAGGGAUGCUGCAGGCCACUGCUGCUGGAAGACCCCACGCAGCACCAGGCAGCCCCGGGGAUACAGACCACCACGGUUAAACACACAAGUAAACAACAACAAUGCCAGCCGUUCAGCUUACACAGGAAGGUCUGCUGGCCACAAGACUACUGCCACAAACCAGCUGGCAAUACCACCAGUGACUUGUGGGUGUGGUGUGGUGUGGUGUGGUGACUGGCCACAAGACUACUGCCACAAACCAGCUGGCAAUACCACCAGUGACUUGUGGGUGUGGUGUGGUGUGGUGUGGUGACUGGCCACAAGACUACUGCCACAAACCAGCUGGCAAUACCACCAGUGACUUGUGGGUGUGGUGUGGUGUGGUGUGGUGACUGGCCACAAGACUACUGCCACAAACCAGCUGGCAAUACCACCAGUGACUUGUGGGUGUGGUGUGGUGUGGUGACUGGCUCAAAGGUUUAUCCUGAAAUGUAAUCUUGACACACAUGCUCACCCACACUGGGGAAAGGAAGUGCAGCAGGUGUGGUGUUUGUGGCUGUGCUCAUCACUUUUUUCUUUAUUUUUUAGCUUCUUGAUCAAUAAAGUGUUGUCAGCCUUGUACACACAGCUUUGGUUCACUUGCACAAGGUUUUGGGGGCUCGGGGGUGUUCCUAAGGGGGGCACUAACUGUCCAGGGGUGUUCCUGCUUGUUUCUGUCUCUCUGUGUCUCUGGUUUUGGUGUCUCCCUCCCAAACAUUAUUUUCACAACAAGCCACAAACCAACAUCCCUUCAUUAACACUUAGAUACCUUAACUUAACUCACCCACAAAACUCCCACAAACUGACUAACUUGUUUUUUCUUGAUUGUUUGUUUAUUUUAUUUGUUUUAUUGGUGUAUCUUUUAUUUGAAAGUAGCCAUAUUCUUAAGGUUUUUAUGGUUCUGUUUAUUAUUGUUUGGGCUGUCCUGUGUUUGUGAUUGCUGGACUCAUAUAGAAAUGGGUAGUUUUAUUAUUAUUAUUAUUUAUUUAUUUAUUUAUUUUUCUGUAUUAUUUUUGAUGUUUUUAUUAUUUUGUUGUUUAUUUUUGUGUUAUUUAUUUAGCCUGCCUGGCAUACAGUUAGAUUGACUGUUAUUUUGUUGUUUAUUUGUUUAUAUUGUUUUAUUUUAUUUACUAUUUGUUUAGUUAAUGAUUUAGUGGUGUUAUUGGUGUUUUUUGUGUUUAUUUGUGUAUUCAGUUUUAUUUACAGCUAUUUAUUGAUUUAUUUUUAUUGAUGUAUUUGUUUUUAGUUUAGAGUCUGGCCAACAGGGAAAAGCUAACAAGAACAAUUAACCCAAAAUUACAAUUAGUAUUUCUAUAUGAUUACUUUUCAUAUUAAGGAGACUGGCCAAGGCAAAACACCCUUUGUACAGUGCAACUCCUGAAACAAAAGAGGAGAAAAAUGAUUGAAGUUCCUGAGGUGUCUAAUACUCCUCUUUUGAGACAGGCAGCAGAGUCCCAGAGUGCACCAGUGAAGGGGUGAAACAAUGACAAUACUGCCUGGCUCUUGCACUAGUGAGGUGGACAGAAUAGGGAUGAGAAUAAAGAGAAAUUGUCAUAGGAAAUACAAACUGGCAGACUUUAGAGUGUAACAGUGAAGGGGUUGAAAAAGUGGAGGUACUGUUUAGCUCUUGCACUAGUGGGGUGGACAGAAUAGGAGAGGAUUCUUAAAAGUUUGGCAUUGUUAGCUUGAAAGAUUAUACUUGAAAGAUUAUUUAUUACAUGUUGAAAGGACAGAAUAAGGAUGAAAAUAUAUAGAAAGUCUUGUGAAGAUACUGGUUAACUCUUGUACUAGUGAGGUAGACAGAAUAGGAGGCCAUUCUAACAAGUUUGCCAGUGUUAGUUUGAAAGGCGAUACUUCAAAAAAAGACUUGUUACAUAUUUAAAGGACAGAAUAGGGGUGAAAAUAAAUGAGAAGUAGAAAGUCUUGUUACCAGGGGGACAUGAGAAAAAUUUUGGCAGUGUUAAUGUGUUUGUUACCGACUUUUUUCACCUCGCAUCACCUCUGUCUCUCUCCUGAACCUCUAAAAAAAUAUGUACAAUGCAUUUAGACAAGUUAGGAAGGAGGUUAAGAGAGAGAGGUGAGAUGAAGUGAGAAUAUUCCUAAGUAUUUUCUGUCAUAACACCUCAUAUCACCUUUUGUCUCCCCUGAACCUCUAAAAAUAUCAACAGUGAGACAUUUAGACAAGUUAGGGAGGUGAAGAGAGAGAGAGAGGUGAGAUGAAGUGACAUUAUUCCUGUCUCUCUCCCAGCUUAAACUUUCAAAAAUAUUUAUAAUGAGAAAUGUAGACAAGUUAGAGAGGUGUAGAGAGAUAGAGGUGAGAUGAAGUGACAUUAUUGUUUUGUUUCUUGCCUAACACCUUUCUCUCUCUCCUUCUCUUGGCCUCUGCCUCCUCAAAAAGAGCCUAUAUUAAUGAACUGGUGAUGGUACAGGCCUAUAAUACCUUGUAACAACAUUUCAUCAUAAAAUCUGCCAACGCUGGUUCAAUUAUAAUCAUUGUCAUUGCUCAUGCUAAGCUUAGUAUUAUUAUUAUUAUUAUUAUUAUUAUUAUUAUUAUUACUAUUAUUAUUAUCAUGUCAUGCAUUAGUGUUUUCAUUUGUUUCCUGCGCUGUCAUUGGUGCAGGAAAUAUCAUGAUGUUUUGGUUGCAAGAGUCCAUGUAUAUAUAGAUUGAGCCAUCGUAUUCAUGUUUAUCAUUGUGUGGUGUUGUAAAUAUACUUUAUCUGUAAAUAAAAAAUGUAUCCUAU